Ophidiomyces ophidiicola is the source of this 633-nucleotide messenger RNA. RefSeq lists its product as uncharacterized. Gene Ontology annotation, cellular component: COPII-coated ER to Golgi transport vesicle; Golgi apparatus; endoplasmic reticulum. The transcript is spliced from 4 exons. The record is from RefSeq and is a predicted model, not a curated record. Bases 1 to 633 code for a protein of 210 amino acids. Lineage: Eukaryota; Fungi; Ascomycota; Eurotiomycetes; Onygenales; Onygenaceae. Gene Ontology annotation, biological process: endoplasmic reticulum to Golgi vesicle-mediated transport; intracellular protein transport; protein retention in ER lumen.
AUGCGCUUGCGAACGUUUGCUUUAGGCCUUCUGGCCUAUGCAGUUUCCUCCGUUUCGGCCACGGCAUUGACGUACAAGCUUGACGCCAGCGAACAGGCCUGUUUCUACAAAUGGAUUGCCCAACCCCCAGCAAAGAUCGCCUUUUAUUUCGCAGUUCAAUCCGGCGGUUCUUUUGAUGUCGACUACUCGGUCCACGGCCCGUCAGAGAAACUGAUUAUGGAGGGACACAAAGAGAGACAGGGAGAUUUCGUGUUCACAGCUCAGACUAUCGGAGAGUACCGGUUCUGCUUCAAUAAUGGAAUGUCUACGUUCGCAGAGAAAAUGGUUGAUUUCGAAAUUGCCGUCGAGAACGAGGAACGAGCGCAGAUUCCUUCUAAACCAGGCGCCUCUCCUGAGCAGGCAUCAGCGCUAGAGGACUCCAUUUUCAAGCUUUCCGGACAGCUCUCGACCAUCAGCCGUAACCAGAAAUACUUCCGUACUCGUGAAAAUAGAAAUUUCAGCACUGUUCGAAGCACAGAACAACGGAUCUUUAACUUUAGCGUGAUUGAGAGCUUGAUGAUGCUUACGAUGGCCGGGCUACAGGUGUUCAUUGUUAGGUUUUUCUUCCAGGGUGCAAGGAAAGGGUAUGUAUAA